GCUCCAAGAUCAAAGAGAGACAACAUGCUGAUCGUUUAUUUAUUCGUGUUGUGCUUUGUAGCAGUUGUACAGGGUGUCACUGUGGAAGAAUGUGAGGACAAGCUGCCAGCAUCAUUGAAGAGCAGACUAUGUGAGAUACGUCAGUAUAAAAUAAUUGAAGGACCGGAUAUGGAUAAACAUAUCGAUUGCGUUAUGAAGGCGGUCGGAUUUGUAUACAGCGAUGGUCGGGGCGAUUAUCAUAAACUUUACGAUCCAUUGAAUGUGAUCGAGAAGGACCGAAGGCAUGAUGUUAAUCUGGAAACCUGCAUCGGUCAAUCGGUGCGUGUUCCAACAAGCCAACGGGCACACGUGUUCUACAAGUGUUUGCUGAACACAACUACCGGACGAACGUUUAAGAAGGUGUUUGAUCUCACGGAACUGAUCAAGGCUGGGAAAGUGCCAAAAUAUGCCAAAUACACCGCCGAGGUCGCUCAAAUGAUGAAGGAAAUUGAUGCGAAAGUGUGCUAAAAUGAAUUGCGCUGUGAAUGGUUUAUAUUGGCAUUGGAUUAAGGAGAAAUAAAGCAUGUAAACGGAACUCGCGCCAGAAAUCGAGAGAGUUUGGCAGCCUC
Anopheles moucheti is the source of this 608-nucleotide messenger RNA. Its product is annotated as 37 kDa salivary gland allergen Aed a 2-like. Gene Ontology annotation, molecular function: odorant binding. The transcript has 3 exons. Lineage: Eukaryota; Metazoa; Arthropoda; Insecta; Diptera; Culicidae. The record is from RefSeq and is a predicted model, not a curated record. Bases 25 to 507 code for a protein of 160 amino acids.